CACUUAAUCCUGGUUUACCCUUCUCCAUCCACACGCCUGGUCCUCACUCUGCAGCCCUCAAUUCAGUCUCUCCUUGAAAGCAACAUCAUCAGAGGUAAAGAGCAAGCAUGUCUACAGAGCGGUUUGACUGCCAUUACUGCAAGGAGUCCUUGUUGGGAAAUAAAUAUGUUAUGAAGGAGGAUACUCAGUACUGCACUAAGUGUUAUGAGAACUUGUUCUCCAAUUGCUGUGAAGUGUGCUCUCUGCCUAUUGGGUGCAACUGUAAGGAUCUGUCCUAUAAGGAUUGCCACUGGCAUGAGCAGUGCUUCAAGUGUGCCAAAUGCAGCCGCCCUUUGGUAGAAAAGCCCUUUGCAGCUAAGGAUGAACAACUUCUCUGCACAGAGUGUUACUCCCAUGAGUACUCCUCCAAAUGCUCCACCUGCAAGAAAACCAUCAUGCCAGGUUCCCGCAAAAUGGAGUACAAGGGGAACAGCUGGCAUGAGACCUGCUUCCUGUGCCAUCGCUGCCAGCAGCCAAUAGGAACCAAGUCCUUCAUCCCCAAAGACAACGGCUACUUCUGCGUGUCCUGUUUUGAGAAGCAAUUUGCCUAUCAGUGCUGUGCCUGUAAAAAAGCCAUUACGACCGGUGGGGUGACCUACAAUGACAAACCCUGGCACCGUGAGUGUUUCCUGUGCAUCGGCUGUAAGAAGCAGCUAUCAGGACAGCGCUUCACCUCCAGAGAGAACUACCCCUACUGUCUGGACUGCUUUAGCAACCUCUAUGCCAAGAAGUGUGUGGGUUGCACCAAACCCAUCACCAGUCUGGCAGGAGCCAAGUACAUCUCCUUUGAGGAGCGCCAGUGGCACAGCGAGUGUUUCACCUGUAUGCAGUGUUCCGUGUCUCUAGUGGGCCGUGGCUUCCUCACCCAGCGUGACGACAUCCUGUGCACCGACUGCGGCAGAGAGAAGUGACCUCACUGGGGAGAUCGCAACCUUAUGACCUUUUAACAAUCCAGCACAGGUCACACCACACUCGAACCAUACUACAACAUAUUCUGAAACACCUCACCAAAACCCUACACAGCAGGAAGUGACCUCAGCAGAUGGUCACUAUAUUGACCUUUAUAUCGUUCUAUUGUUGUUUCAGUGUUGUGACGUUUGUGAGGAGAGGAGCCUUUGAUGUACACCUGUAGCUUCCCCCUUCAAGAGUAGUAAUAGAAUCUUAUGACACGUUAAAUGUAUGAUUUACAGAAUAAUCUCACUUGUGAUAAUCUAAAUGACAGGGAUGUACUUGACAUCAAUUAAUUUGUCUGCACAUUAGUCUUUGCUGUUUGCAUGUUUUAAUCAUUAUUCAAAUCAAAGUAAUAGUAGUUCAAAUAAGGUGACAAUCUAAAUUGAGUGGUUCAUUUUUUGUUCAAAUCUAAAUUCAGACAUUGAUUUAUGAAUGCAUCUGUGAUGUUAAAUGAAUAGCACCGCUUUGUCUUAAUGAAUAAAGGUAGUGUGGUUA
Oncorhynchus masou masou (cherry salmon) is the source of this 1485-nucleotide messenger RNA. It is a transcript of the gene fhl5, whose product is annotated as four and a half LIM domains 5. The coding region runs from base 108 to 950 and encodes 280 amino acids. Lineage: Eukaryota; Metazoa; Chordata; Actinopteri; Salmoniformes; Salmonidae. Gene Ontology annotation, molecular function: transcription coregulator activity. The record is from RefSeq and is a predicted model, not a curated record. Gene Ontology annotation, cellular component: Z disc; nucleus. The transcript is spliced from 6 exons.